AUGUCAACCUCCACAGCAGCAGACCGUGCCAAGGCACUUGAAAGGAAGAAUGAAGGAAAUGUUUUUGUAAAAGAAAAGCAUUUUUUAAAGGCCAUUGAAAAAUAUACAGAGGCAAUCGAUUUAGAUCCUACACAGUCUAUUUAUUUUUCAAACAGAGCAUUUGCUCACUUUAAGGUAGAUAACUUUCAAAGCGCUUUGAAUGAUUGUGAUGAAGCCAUUAAAUUGGAUCCUAAAAAUAUCAAAGCUUAUCAUAGACGUGCGUUAUCUUGUAUGGCUCUGUUAGAAUUUAAGAAGGCUAAGAAAGAUUUGAAUGUGCUUUUAAAGGCGAAGCCUAACGACCCGGCUGCUACUAAGGCAUUGCUUACAUGUGAUAGGUUUAUUAGAGAAGAAAGAUUCAGAAAAGCUAUUGGAGGUGGAGAAAAUGAAACUAGGGUCAGUUUGUGUCAAACUUUGAACUUGAGUUCAUUUGACGCUAAUGCAGAUUUAGCCAACUAUGAAGGUCCAAUGUUAGAAUUCGAACAGUUAUAUGAUGAUAAGAAUACCUUUAAAGGUGCAAAGAUCAAGAAUAUGUCUCAAGGGUUUAUUUCCAAAAUGGUUAACGAUCUUUUCCUAAAGGCAAAAUUUCUACCAAAAAAGUAUGUCGCAGCUAUUAUCUCUCAUGCUGAUACCUUAUUUCGUCAAGAGCCUUCUAUGGUAGAGUUAGAGAAUAACUCUACCCCUGAUGUUAAAAUAACAGUAUGUGGUGAUACACAUGGCCAAUUUUACGAUGUUUUGAAUCUAUUUCGAAAGUUUGGUAAAGUAAGUCCCAAGCACACCUACCUAUUCAACGGUGAUUUUGUCGACCGUGGUUCCUGGUCGUGCGAAGUGGCAUUACUAUUUUACUGUUUGAAAAUACUAUAUCCAAAGAAUUUUUUUUUGAACAGAGGUAAUCAUGAGAGUGAUAAUAUGAACAAAAUCUAUGGGUUUGAAGAUGAAUGUAAAUACAAAUAUUCACAAAGGAUAUUUAAUAUGUUCUCACAAAGUUUUGAGAGUCUGCCAUUGGCUACGUUAAUCAAUAAUGAUUACCUCGUAAUGCAUGGUGGUUUACCAAGUGAUGCUUCAGCAACUUUAUCCGAUUUCAAGAAUAUUAAUAGAUUCGCUCAACCACCUAGGGAUGGUGCCUUUAUGGAACUCUUAUGGGCGGAUCCGCAAGAAGUAAACGGGAUGGGUCCUUCCCAGCGUGGUUUAGGACAUGCUUUUGGGCCCGACAUUACAGAAAAAUUCCUAAAAAACAACAAGUUGCGUAAGAUUUUUAGAUCUCAUGAGCUAAGAAUGGGCGGUGUACAAUUCGAGCAGAAAGGUAAUUUGAUGACAGUUUUUAGUGCUCCAAACUAUUGUGAUAGUCAAGGUAAUCUUGGAGGUGUUAUUCAUGUCGUUCCAGGCAAUGGUGUUUUACAGGCUGGCAGGAAUGAUGAUGAGAAUCUAAUAAUUGAGACAUUUGAAGCUGUUGAGCACCCAGAUAUAAAACCAAUGGCUUAUUCUAAUGGUGGUUUUGGUUUAUAA
Molecule: messenger RNA, 1542 nt
Organism: Saccharomyces paradoxus
Lineage: Eukaryota; Fungi; Ascomycota; Saccharomycetes; Saccharomycetales; Saccharomycetaceae
Gene: PPT1
Product: protein serine/threonine phosphatase
Exons: 1
Coding region: 1-1542 (513 amino acids)
Cellular component (GO): cytosol; nucleus
Molecular function (GO): protein binding; protein serine/threonine phosphatase activity
Source: RefSeq, a predicted model, not a curated record